AUGUUUUUGAAAAAAAAAAAGAUACUAUUAUUCACCAAGGUAGCAUUAAAUUGAUAAUAAAAAAAAUACAGCCCAGACAUUGAUAAUGUUACAAAUUACUAUUACUCUUUGAAAUAACAGUUAAUUUCGUCUUUACAUAUGAUUGCAAAGCCCUAUUUUCAGCAGCCAUUACUCCAGUGUACUGACAGCACACUGUGUUACCUCAUCCUUACUGUAAGUAUUCAUGCUAAUGUGCCUGUUUGGUACCAGAGAAAGCACUCCCAUUAGGCGCAGCUGAAAACAAUUGUGCUGUUUACUUAAGCUAAAAAAUAUCUUUCUUUCAGUUGCAGUAUCCAUUACGCUGGCAUUUCUAAAGUUAAAUUGUGGUUUAAAAAAUGGCUAAAAAGAAAUGGCUUUCUCUAGAAACUUGUCAGUCAGUUGUUCUUUUGAGAGAUGAAGGCUAUUCCAUGCGUGAGAUUGCCAAGAAACUGAAGAUCUCAUACUAAGGUGUGCACUACCGUCUUGAAAGAGGAGAGCAAACUGGAUCUAACCAGGCCAGAAAGAGAUGUGGAAGGCACAGGUGCAUGACUGUGCAAGAGGAAAAGUACAUCAGAGUCUCUAGUUUGAGAAACAGAUGCCUCAUAGUCCUCAGUUGGCAGCUUCAUUGGACCGUACCCGCCAAACAUCAGUUUCAUUUGCAAUAGUGAAGAGACGACUCCGGGAUGCCACCCAUAAUACUCUUUUCCAAUCAUCUACCGGUCAAUCUUUGGAUUAUUUUGCUAAUUUUUACCUUUUCUUCUUGUUUUCCAGUUUCAGAAGGGAAAUUUUCUUUGGAACUUUGCCUGUAAGGCCAGCAUAAAGUUGAAGAGAAUAAACAAGUGGAAACCUAAACUAAAGAGGGGUGUUCAUUUUUACAGAGUGUGUGUGUGUUUGAGACAGAGUGUGUGAAUGUUUGUGUGUGUUUGUGUAUGUGUGCGUGUUUGUGUGUGUGUUCAAAGGUUGAAAAAGGCCCUGAACAGUUUCAACAAAUACUUCUACAAAAUGAGCAUUGUGUAAAGGCAUUUGAUCAGGUGAUCAGGUUGUGGUCAUGCCGGAAGUCAGUGCGGCAGGGCUCAGAGGCGUGAGCAGGCAUGGGACACGCCCACAUGCUGCUCUGUGUGCUUUUGAGAACUGAAAGUAGGUAUAACUCAGCCAACCUCUUUACCACCAAGUCCUCAGUAACACCGAGUCGUCAGGAGAAGAAAUAGCGUAUCCGUGUUGUGCUUCAGCCAGUUUAGAUGUGACACGACCGGACUUGUCAGUUCUUACCCAAGUGAAUACCUCUGUGCUACUGGAAGCCGCUUGAUGUGAACGGGAGUGUGAGAAAUGCAGCAGUUUGCAGUGAUUGAAGACUGCAGCCUGCAGUCCUGGUCUGUGAUUGGUGCUGGAGGUUUUGGACAGAUCUAUAAGGCCAAACACAAGGGGACGGAGGUGGCAAUCAAACUACUGCAUCAUGAUGAUGGUGCAUCUCUGCUGAAGGAGGCGGAGUCCAUGCGUCACGGUGGGACGUGGUGCAAGUAUGUGGUGGUGGUUUCUGGGGUGUACCAGGGGACUCCCCCAGGCUGGCCCUCACCCCAGAUGGGCCUGGUAAUGGAGCUGGUGGAGAGGGGGUCUGUGGAGUCCCUCCUGCAGAGGCUGGGGGGGCCCCCUCCCUGGGCCCUGACCUUCCGCCUGGCUGAUCAGGUGGCCAAUGGCAUGAACUUCCUGCACCAGCUCUCCCCCCCACUGCUGCACCUCGACCUCAAGCCCAGCAAUGUGCUGCUGGACCACGGCUUGCAGGCUAAGAUCGCAGAUUUUGGACUGGCCCAAGUGAUGCGCAGUAUUUCCAGUGUGGGGGGGCAGGGAAAUGAAGGGGGAACACUGAGCUACAUGCCCCCCGAAGCCUUCAAACUGUCCUACAAACCCACACCUGCCUCCGACUCCUACAGUUAUGCCAUCCUGCUCUGGUCUUUAAUCACAGGCAGGCAGCCCUAUAGAGAUGCUCUGUCCUGUAUAGUCCGGUUGAGGAUUCCGGAAGGGGACAGGCCCAGCCUGGAGGGGGUGGACCGGGAGGCAGCUGAGGGUUUGGGGGAGCUUGUUGACCUCAUGGUGAGAUGCUGGGACCCCAGCCCCCAAAAACGGCCCUCUUUCGACGACUGCCGCCCAGUGACAGAGAAGGUGUUUAAUCUGCACAGAUGUGGAAUUAAUGAUGCCAUCUACCAGGCAUCAAAAGCACUGGAUGACGACAAUGAGGUAUCUUCCUCUUGCUCCAGGAUUGGCACCCUCCACAUCUCUGCCAGUCCAGUUCACAAUGGACCCCUCCCUGCACAGGAGACACCUGGAAAUUUCACCCCUCACUCCAAAGUCAAAGUGUCUGCUCCACAUCGCCCAAUCAGAAUGCUAUCUGCUGAUCCAACCCUGCACUCAGCCAAUCAACCUCCAGUGGCUGCCUCCUCGUCCUCCAAACAAAGCUUGGAGGGUCAGUGCUGCAGACAGACUCCAGUGCUGUGUUCCAAGAGCAUCAAUAUUUCCAGAGUGACUGCAGUGCAGAUUGGAGACCACAACACCAUGACCAUCACGACUGGCAGCCGGACGCGCCGCAGAAACCCCACAGCGCCUGCUAGUGUCAGCCUCCCAGCAUCGCAGCCUGGAAAACCAUUCCAGUGAACAACAGGCCCUGACUCACCUGUGGCCCUGACUCACCUGUGGCCUUUACACACCUGUGGCCCUUACUCACCUGUGGCCUUUACACACCUGAGGCCCUUACUCACCUGUGGCCUUUACACACCUGUGGCCCUUACUCCUGACACGCCCGUGGCCCUGACUCACCUGAGACUCAGUUCUGAAAUAAGGAUGUGUGUGAUCAUGAGUGUCAGUGGCACAGUGGCAUGUAAAGGUUUGGGCAACCCAGGACAAAUCACAUGUUUUGUUAAUUUACUAAGCGGAAAGAAUUUGACAAACUCUACAAAGAAUAAAUUUAAAUAUAGCAUAUUUCAAUUUUGCCUGAAUUUAACUGAAGAAAUAAAACUGUAAAUGUG
Molecule: messenger RNA, 3035 nt
Organism: Anguilla anguilla (European eel)
Lineage: Eukaryota; Metazoa; Chordata; Actinopteri; Anguilliformes; Anguillidae
Gene: ripk3
Product: receptor-interacting serine-threonine kinase 3
Exons: 13
Coding region: 1345-2664 (439 amino acids)
Biological process (GO): protein phosphorylation
Molecular function (GO): JUN kinase kinase kinase activity; ATP binding
Source: RefSeq, a predicted model, not a curated record